Rubroshorea leprosula is the source of this 1442-nucleotide messenger RNA. Lineage: Eukaryota; Viridiplantae; Streptophyta; Magnoliopsida; Malvales; Dipterocarpaceae. The record is from the annotation of a GenBank genome assembly.
UCUUCCUUGUUGACUUUGAUUCCGAAGAAGCAUAAUCCUACGGAAUUGAAGGAUUAUCAUCCUAUUAGUUUGAUUGGGUGUGUUUAUAUAUUGCUGGCAAAGGUGUUAGCUAAGAAACUUAAAUCGGUGAUGUCAAAGAUUAUUAGUGAAACCCAAUUUGCUUUCUUGGGGAGUCAUCAAUUGGUGGAUGAUGUUUUGGCUUUGAAUGAAGUUGUAGAUGAGGUGAAGAAGAGUAAACAACUGGCUUUUGUUUUCAAAGCAAAUUUUGAAAAAGCCUAUGAUUGUGUUGAUUGGUCAUUUUUGGACUGGAUGAUGGAGCAAUUUGGUUUUGGCGCUAGGUGGCGAGGUUGGAUUAAGGAGUGUUUAUCGACAGAAAAGGUUUCAAUGUUAGUCAAUGGUAGUCCAAUUGAGGAGUUUGGGGUUGGAAAAGGGUUAAGACAAGGUGAUCCUUUGUCUCCUUUUCUCUUUUUGAUGAUUGGUGAAGGCUUACAUAGGGGUAAAUCUGAAAGUCAAAAGAUGUGGGAUCCAAUGGUUAAUCGAUUUCGAGCCAAACUUGCCAUCUGGAUUUCAAAGUUGUGGAAGGAUAUUAUUAGUUUAGGUGGGAAAUCUAGUAUAUUGAGGGAUAAGUUGGUGCAAGGGUUUAGAUGGGAGGUGGGGAGUGGUAGUAACGUGGCUCUUUGGUGGGAGAGUUGGGUGGGAGUUAAGGCUUUACGAGAUUCUUGUCCUAAAUUUUUUGCAUUGGCUGUGAAUAAGGAUGGCUUGGUGAGUGAGAUGGGGUUAUGGGAGGGGGAUAGAUGGUGGUGGAAUAUAGACUGGAGAAGUGGAAGAUUAGGUCAAGAAAAAGAUUAGGAGGAGGUCAUUUGGAGGGUGUUGGAUAAUAUUCAAUUAAAGAAAGGGAGGAGGGAUUAUUGGACUUGGUUACAUGACCUAGGAGGACAAUAUAAAAUUAGGGUAGCACAUAUUUUUUAGCUUCUGAUGAGCGCCUCCUCGAUACUCAACUUUGUAAGUUUAUUUGGCGUCGGGUAGUGCCUUCGAAAGUUGGCUUUUUUGGGUGAAGGCUUUGUCUUGAUAGACUUCCAACAAAAUGGAAUUUGAAAAAAAGGGGAGUGUGUUUGCAGCAAAAGGAAUUAUUUUGUGGUUUGUGUCAUGAGGUGGUGGAGGAGAUUGAUCAUUUUUUUGUACAUGCAGGGAGGCUUGGUUGAUUUGGGUUAAGGUGUUGUGUUGGUGGGGAAUUGAGACUCUGAUGUGCAAUACAGUUCAGGGGAUAACAGAAUUUUUCUUGCAUGAUUUGAGGAAUAUUACUAGGAAGGAGGUGAGUGUAUGUAUUUUUCUUGUAGUGGCUUGGUAUUUAUGGUAUUGGAGGAACAAUUGUGUCUUCAAUGAUUAUGUGAGUAUGGGGGAGCAUUUGGUGGAUAGGGUACCAAUGAAGUCAUUUAUGUGGA